Molecule: messenger RNA, 1130 nt
Organism: Saccoglossus kowalevskii
Lineage: Eukaryota; Metazoa; Hemichordata; Enteropneusta; Harrimaniidae
Product: mitochondrial ribonuclease P catalytic subunit-like
Biological process (GO): mitochondrial tRNA 5'-end processing; tRNA 5'-leader removal
Cellular component (GO): mitochondrial ribonuclease P complex; mitochondrion
Molecular function (GO): protein binding; ribonuclease P activity
Source: RefSeq, a predicted model, not a curated record
UACUGCAUAAAGAAUUUGCUCUUGGUCAGAAGUUAAUCGACGAGAUGAGGAGCCAAGAUUUUUAUUUUGAUGAUGCCACCAUGCGAACAAUGAUAAAAGUGUUUCAUUGUCGCACUAAUGAUAGGGUGUUCAUUGAGAACAGUGAAAGAAUUGUCCAUUCAUUGUUUGAUUAUAUGAGACAAGAACCAUACUUUCCAUCAAAGGACCUAGCUGAUGAAAUAGGAAGGUGGUUUAAAACUAAAAGACAUGAGAAAUGGAGAUCUGGAUAUGCUGGACUAGAUGAGAAUGGUAUAUGUGGUAUUUGUGGAAAACAGCUUGACCCAUUGACGCUAACAGAUAAUGAAUUUAAACAGUUACAUGACCAGAUAAUGGAGAAGGUCAUCAAGAGUAAAGACGUCUAUUUGAAAACAUCACCACAAGAAUUAAAAGCAUUCAUCGAAUAUGUAAAUGAUGGUCCAUCUUAUGAUGUUGUUAUUGAUGGUUUAAAUGUAGCACACAUUGAUCCAUUUGUAAACAAGUCACUGCAACUCAGACAAGUGGUUGUAUAUUUUGCUGAACAAUUAAGAAAACGAGUGUUGGUAAUUGGUAGGAGACAUAUGCUGAGUUAUAGAGGAGAUUGGCAGGCCUAUAAUAUGACAUGGAUUAAGGAAAUUGCUGACUGUUUUUUUACUGAUAAUGUUUCUCACGAUGAUCCCUUCCUACUGUAUGCAACUUUACAUAGUGGAAACAAUGCUGUGUACGUAAGUCGUGAUAUGAUGAGGGACCACAAAGCUUUGUUGGACAAACAGACGCAUGCAUACUUUGUUAGAUGGCAGAGAAGUCACCAGUUUGUACCAGAGAAAAUCAGAAAAAAUAAACCCCCAUUAUUUCAGCGUCCACUGCUGCAUGACACCAGAUUACAAACUGAUGGGAAAAGUUGGCAUAUUCCCAUCGAUUUUGAACUGUCAAAUCAGCACUGGAAAUUACCAAAUGUCUGGCUGUGUGCAACAAGAACAAAAUGAAGAACACGUAAAUAAGGAUUCAGUAUUAUGUGGCGUGUUGAUUUGAAGCCAUGAUGUCAUGGUUAUAAUAAUUCAUUAUUUUUAUGAAAAUAAAAUUAUGUUUAGUGGCUUGAGGUGACCUCAGUCAAA